Solea senegalensis (Senegalese sole) is the source of this 3229-nucleotide messenger RNA. RefSeq names its product argonaute RISC component 4 (gene ago4). The record is from RefSeq and is a predicted model, not a curated record. The transcript is spliced from 19 exons. The coding region runs from base 173 to 2812 and encodes 879 amino acids. Gene Ontology annotation, molecular function: RNA binding; protein binding. Lineage: Eukaryota; Metazoa; Chordata; Actinopteri; Pleuronectiformes; Soleidae.
GCAGGAGGAGCGGCAGCUCAGCUCCGUGGGUUCAGUCGGCAGCCGUCCACAUAGCUGUCUAUAUUCCCCUUUUCUUAAAUUAGCCACUUUAAGCUUCGCGAUACCGCCCCCAAUUUCAGCGUCGGUACGGAGCCGCCAGGCCGGGACAGAGACGGAGAGAGAGGCCUCGGCCAUGGAAGCGCUCGGACCCGGGCCACCAGCCCCAACCUCUCUCUUCCAGCCUCCACGUCGUCCCGGCCUUGGCACGGUGGGGAAACCCAUCCGGCUCCUUGCCAACCACUUCCAGGUGCAGAUUCCCAAGAUUGAUGUCUAUCACUAUGAUAUCGACAUCAAGCCUGAGAAACGGCCUCGGAGGGUCAACAGGGAGGUGGUGGACACCAUGGUGCGGCACUUCAAGAUGCAGAUCUUUGGAGACCGACAGCCUGGGUAUGAUGGGAAGAGGAACAUGUACACAGCACAUCCACUGCCUAUAGGAAGAGACAGGGUGGAUCUGGAGGUGACACUGCCUGGCGAGGGGAAGGAUCAGACGUUCAAGGUGUCUUUGCAGUGGGUGUCUGUGGUCAGUCUUCAGAUGUUGCUUGAAGCUCUGUCCGGUCACCUAAACGAAGUCCCCGAAGACUCUGUUCAGGCUCUGGACGUCAUCACACGACAUCUGCCUUCCAUGAGGUACACUCCAGUGGGGCGUUCCUUUUUCUCCCCUCCGGAGGGAUAUUAUCAUCCUCUGGGUGGAGGCAGGGAGGUGUGGUUUGGUUUCCAUCAGUCUGUCCGUCCAGCCAUGUGGAACAUGAUGCUCAACAUCGAUGUGUCCGCCACUGCUUUCUACCGUGCUCAGCCUGUGAUAGAGUUCAUGUGCGAGGUGCUGGAUAUCCAGAACAUCAACGAACAGACCAAACCACUGACUGACUCGCAGCGUGUCAAAUUCACCAAGGAAAUAAGAGGCUUAAAAGUUGAGGUCACACAUUGUGGUCAGAUGAAGAGGAAGUAUCGUGUGUGCAAUGUCACACGUCGACCUGCCAGCCACCAAACGUUCCCCUUACAACUCGAGAACGGCCAAGCCAUGGAGUGCACAGUAGCUCAGUAUUUCAAGCAGAAGUACAAUCUGCAGCUCAAGUAUCCACAUUUACCCUGUCUCCAAGUAGGGCAGGAACAGAAGCACACUUAUCUUCCCCUGGAGGUCUGCAACAUCGUGGCAGGCCAGCGCUGUAUCAAGAAACUGACAGACAACCAAACAUCCACCAUGAUUAAAGCGACAGCUCGUUCAGCCCCCGACAGGCAGGAGGAGAUCAGCAGACUGGUCAAAAGCAACAGCAUGGUCGGGGGCCCAGAUCCAUACCUGAAAGAAUUUGGCAUUGUGGUGCACAAUGACAUGACGGAGGUGACCGGUCGUGUUCUCCCAGCUCCCAUGCUGCAGUAUGGGGGCCGGGUGAGUACAGACACAGGGAGGGACUGUGGCAGGGGACUCUCUCCGCAGAAUAAAACCGUGGCCACACCCAAUCAGGGUGUGUGGGACAUGAGAGGGAAGCAGUUCUACGCCGGCAUUGAGAUCAAGGUGUGGGCCGUGGCCUGCUUCGCUCCACAGAAACAGUGUCGGGAGGACCUGCUCAAGAGCUUCACUGACCAGCUACGGAAGAUCUCAAAGGAUGCUGGGAUGCCCAUUCAAGGCCAGCCCUGUUUCUGUAAAUACGCCCAGGGAGCUGACAGCGUGGAGCCCAUGUUCAAACACCUCAAACUGUCUUAUGUAGGUCUGCAGCUGAUUGUGGUCAUCCUUCCUGGCAAAACACCGGUGUACGCCGAGGUAAAGCGUGUGGGCGAUACUCUCCUCGGCAUGGCCACCCAGUGUGUCCAGGUGAAGAACGUAGUGAAGACGUCGCCUCAGACACUCUCUAACCUCUGCCUCAAGAUCAACGCCAAGCUGGGAGGCAUCAACAACGUCCUGGUGCCUCAUCAGAGGCCCUCUGUGUUCCAGCAGCCGGUCAUCUUCUUAGGAGCUGAUGUGACGCAUCCACCAGCAGGUGACGGGAAGAAGCCGUCCAUCGCGGCAGUGGUGGGCAGCAUGGACGGCCACCCCAGCAGAUACUGUGCGACAGUGCGUGUCCAGACUUCUCGACAAGACAUAUCCCAGGAGCAGUUCUUCAGCCAGGAGGUAAUCCAAGACCUGACCAACAUGGUGCGGGAGCUGCUCAUACAGUUCUACAAAUCCACGCGCUUCAAGCCCACACGCAUCAUCUAUUAUCGUGGCGGUGUGUCUGAGGGACAAAUGAAACAGGUGGCAUGGCCAGAGCUGAUAGCCAUCCGUAAAGCAUGUAUCAGUCUGGAGGAGGAUUAUAGACCGGGCAUUACCUACAUCGUGGUCCAGAAACGCCACCACACUCGGCUCUUCUGCUCCGACAAAGCCGAGAGGGUUGGGAAGAGUGGUAAUGUCCCAGCCGGCACCACGGUGGACAGUACCAUCACACACCCGUCCGAGUUUGACUUCUACCUGUGCAGCCAUGCUGGGAUCCAGGGAACCAGCCGUCCCUCCCACUACCACGUCCUGUGGGAUGACAACUGUUUCACGGCCGACGAGCUGCAGCUCCUCACCUACCAGCUGUGCCACACCUACGUCCGCUGCACUCGCUCCGUCUCCAUCCCGGCGCCGGCCUACUACGCCAGACUGGUGGCUUUCCGAGCCCGCUAUCACCUGGUGGACAAAGACCAUGACAGUGCUGAAGGCAGCCACGUGUCGGGCCAGAGUAACGGUCGGGACCCUCAGGCUCUGGCCAAGGCGGUUCAGAUCCACUAUGACACCCAGCACACCAUGUACUUCGCCUGAGCUCUCAGGCCCAUCAACCAGUCCACCUGCGGAUUCCCUACUUUGUUUCUGUCUUUUUAUUUCUUAUUUACCAGUCUGUGUCUCGCUUGUUUCCUCCCAUAUCUCUCUCUCUCUCUCUCUGUCUCUCUUUUUGUAGUCCAUCUCCUUCUCUUCAUCGUCACUCUACAUUUUCUGAAUCUGCACCAAAGCGGCUCUUGGACGAGAGAAUCUGUCGCGACUCCUUUUUUGUCCCGCAGUUUCUUAUUUUAUUUUAAUUUUUUUAUAUAUAUAUAUACGGAACAAUUUCCAACCAGCGUUCCCAGUCGAGCCGCCUUUCUAACCAGCAAUCCAGCACUGUGAGCCUGUAAGACGGUUCACGGUGCGCAAAAAAAGAAAAGAAAAAAAAAAAACGUGAAAAAACAAAAACAAACCAUACAU